Molecule: messenger RNA, 4226 nt
Organism: Pelobates fuscus (common spadefoot toad)
Lineage: Eukaryota; Metazoa; Chordata; Amphibia; Anura; Pelobatidae
Gene: CNKSR2
Product: connector enhancer of kinase suppressor of Ras 2
Exons: 24
Coding region: 266-3475 (1069 amino acids)
Biological process (GO): regulation of signal transduction
Cellular component (GO): cytoplasm; membrane
Molecular function (GO): protein binding
Source: RefSeq, a predicted model, not a curated record
UCCAGCAGUCUGACAACUGAUGCUGGCUAUGGAAGCCUGGGCUGAGAGGGACUGGACAGCGACGUCUCAGCAUUGCUAAGGCACAUCCACAGCUGCUGCUUACACUUGUGCUGUGAGAAUUGUGUGAUCUGCUUGCUGAAACAAAGAUUGCUCUUGUGCUGCUGGCAAUCCUACAGCCUGCAAGGCAGGACUGAGAGGAAGACAAGCUUUGGGUUAUCUGGCUUGAUUUGUGGGCUGGAAACAUUGUAUCUUUCGAAAGUUUAACAUGGCUCUGAUUAUGGAACCUGUCAGCAAAUGGUCUCCCAGUCAAGUAGUGGAUUGGAUGAAAGGGCUGGAUGACUGCUUGCAACAGUAUAUAAAAAAUUUUGAGCGGGAAAAGAUUGCAGGAGACCAGUUACUGCGAAUUACCCACCAGGAGUUAGAAGAGCUGGGGGUCACCAGGAUUGGGCACCAAGAACUCAUUCUGGAAGCAGUAGACUUGCUCUGUGCGCUGAAUUAUGGUCUAGAAACAGAAAACCUGAAAACACUUUCUCACAAAUUAAAUUCUUCUGCCAAAAACCUGCAGAAUUUUAUAACAGGAAGAAGGAGAAGUGGCCAUUAUGAUGGCAAAAGUAGCAGGAAGUUACCAAAUGACUUCCUGACCUCUGUAGUGGAUCUGAUUGGGUCUGCCAAAAGCCUACUUGCCUGGUUGGAUAGGUAUUGCCACGCUGAUCAGGAUGACAUUGAUAACCUAAAAAAAAGAUGGAUAGGGCAUAAACUGGAUAAAUCACCUUUUGCUGCUGUGACUGAUUACUCUGUUACAAGAAAUAAUGUUAUUCAGCUGUGCUUGGAAUUAACAACAAUUGUUCAGCAGGAAUGUACAGUAUAUGAAACAGAAAACAAAAUUCUUCAUGUGUGCAAAACCCUAUGUGGCGUUUGUGAUCACAUUAUCUCACUCUCAUCUGACCCACUGGUUUCCCAGUCUGCUCAUCUGGAAGUAAUACAGCUCUCUAACAUCAAGCCAAGCGAAGGACUGGGGAUGUAUAUAAAAUCAACAUAUGACGGACUUCAUGUGAUUACUGGAACAACUGAAAAUUCUCCUGCCGACCGAUGCAAGAAAAUCCAUGCAGGGGAUGAAGUUAUUCAAGUUAACCAUCAAACUGUGGUGGGGUGGCAGUUGAAAAAUUUGGUGAAUGCACUGCGAGAGGACCCGAGUGGUGUUAUCUUAACUUUGAAAAAGCGACCUCAGAGCAUGCUUACCUCAGCGCCAGCUUUACUGAAAAAUAUGAGAUGGAAACCCCUUGCUCUGCAGUGGUAUGAUGAUGAAAUGAAAACUUAUUCCUGGACACGUUUAUCACCUCUUAUUUCAAGGAGCCCCACGAGCAGUGUAGCUACUCCUUCAAGCACAAUCAGCACUCCAACUAAGAGAGACAGCUCUGCGCUACAGGACCUAUUCAUCCCCCCUCCUCCUGCAGAACCAUACACACCAAGGGAUGAAAAGGGAAAUUUGCCUUGUGACGAUAUGAGCCGACACAUUGUUGGAAAACCCGUGUCUAAGGGAUCAGAGUCUCCAAACUCAUUUCUAGACCAAGAAUAUAGAAAACGGUUUAAUGUUGUUGAAGAAGAUGCUAUCCUAUACUGCUACGAAUACGACAAAGGAAGGAACAGCAUGCAAGGCCGGAGGGAAAGCACUCCUACAUAUGGCAAACUGCGACCAAUCUCAAUGCCUGUUGAAUACAACUGGGUAGGGGACUAUGAAGAUCCCACUAAAAUGAAACGUGAUAGUAGAAGAGAAAGCUCAUUACUACGAUACAUGACUAAUGACAAAAUAAUCCAAGAGGAACUUAUGUUACAACAAAGGAGUACCAAAAAGGAAACGGGAAAGAAAUCAAGAAAGAAGGCAGAGAAGAAAAGUCCAACUCACUAUGGUCUGCUCACAGGAGUUCAGAUGGAUUCACUUCAACAGGAUGUAGUCAGUCCAUCAGUAUCCGACACUGCAUCAUACCAAACAUUUCAACAAUCGUCUUUGCAGCAUAAAUCCAAGAAAAGGAACAAAGGUUCUGUUCCCGGCAAAAGUAAAAGACGUAUAUCGUGCAAGGACUUGGGACGAGGUGAUUGUGAAGGAUGGCUUUGGAAAAAGAAAGAUGCAAAAAGCUACUUCUCCCAGAAAUGGAAAAAGUAUUGGUUUGUUCUAAAAGAUAGCUCUCUCUAUUGGUAUACGAACGAAGAGGAAGAAAAAGCAGAGGGAUUUAUUAGCCUACCAGAAUUUAAAAUUGAUCGAGCCACUGAGUGCCGUAAGAAAUUUGCAUUUAAAGCAUGCCAUCCGAAGAUCAAAAGCUUUUAUUUUGCUGCUGAUAAUUUAGAUGACAUGAACAGAUGGCUUAACAGAGUAAAUCUGGCGGCUUCUGGCUCUGCAGAACGAGAACGUGUAAAACAGGAUCAAAGUAGCUUAAAUUAUUGGAGUGAGAGUGACCAAGAAGAAGUUGACACACCAUCAACGCCCAAACAAGACAGUCCACCACCACCUUAUGACACAUAUCCUAGGCCAGCCUCGAUGAGUUGUGCCAGCCCUUUUGUGGAACCAAAACACAGUCGACUGUCUUCCACGGAAACAUCACAAUCACAGUUAUCACAUGAGGAGUAUCGACAGGAAGCAAUUGGAAGCACCACUGAUUCUCCAAUAAGGAAAACUGCUAGUCAGCGACGGUCUUGGCAGGAUUUAAUUGAGACUCCGUUAACUAGCUCAGGACUUCAUUACCUUCAGACUCUUCCCCUGGAGGACUCCGUGUUCUCUGACCCAAAUGUUGUUUCUCCGGAUCACAGACGACAAUCUACUCUUCCAGCUCAGAAGUGCCACCUGCAAGACCACUAUGGCCCCUUUCCUUUGGUCGAUGGUGGUAGAUUACAUGUGUUUAGUAACAGUGGGGCAAAACCACGUAGUUUUACUCUACCAAGAGAUUCCAGCUUAAGCCAUUGUGCUCCAUUGUCACCAGUGAGUAUUUUGGAACCAACAGAGUCCUCUCCAAAGCAAGACAUACAAGAGGAAGGAUCUUCAGAGGAUCUAGAAAAACCAGAUGAAGCAACAGACAUUGUAGACGAGAAGCAAGCAGACUCAUUACAAGAUCUCUACAGGGCCCUGGAACAGGCCAGUUUGUCCCCUCUUGGAGAACAGCGUCUUUCGACCAAAGUGGAGUACAAGAAGUCUUUUAUAAAAAGAUGUAGUGAUCCAGUAGUCAAUGAAAAACUUCACAGACUGCGAAUUUUGAAAAGCACUUUAAAGGCCAAAGAAGGAGAAGUAGCUAUUAUUAAUAAGAUUCUGGAAAAAACAGAUCUGACAUCUAAAGACUUUCAAGAAUGGAAGCAGCUAUACCUUGAUCUUUAUCAAGACAUCUGUCCAAACAAUAACCUAAAGGACUGUGAAAGUGCUUCUUCGGAAGUAGAUGCCCUCAUCCAGUCUCUAGCACAUUCACAUUCAUAUAUUGAAACGCAUGUAUAAUUGUCUUUAUCCACUGAAACCCCUGAAAAAUUGAUAUUUUCUAUUAAUAUAUGGAAAGUCUAGUAAAAAAAAUAAUCUAUUUUAAUGUUGCUGAUCUAAGUGGAGUAAUUCAUAUAUGGUACCAAUGCCAAUUUCUAUGUUUGGCAUUUGUAUAUUUUCUAUGCUGUCAGUGCUCAGCUAUGUGUUUAUUUUGUGGUUACAAAAAAAUAAAAUGUGUAAAUGUUAACUGAGCUAUAAAUAGGAAGCAAUUUUCUUAGAGCUUCGUAUAUGAACAAAAUUUUGUAAACCUUUAAAUAUCUGGGUGAAAGUACAAGUUUGGCAAAUGACAGAAAAUGAAAAACAUUUUUUACAAUUCCUAAAAUACUGUAACUAAGUCUCAAAAAAAGUAUUUCACGUUGUAGGUAUAUUUUUGAGGACGUAGAGUAGAUUAGAACUCGGAAAACAUGAAGAUAAAGCUUUAUGCGAUCUGGAAAUUGAUUGUUUUAUAAGAUAUGUUACUAACAAUUAUUAGUAUAAGCCAUCUUUUGCUAUUGCUUUUACAUGUCUACGCUCUGGGAAAUCCACAGUCCUGCUAUAUCAACGUCAACCCCACAGCUUAUGAAAUGUACCACAUCGCUAGUAUAUAUUAUACAGUGCCAUAAGUAUAUUAAAACUCCCAAAAACUACCUCCCUGAAUAUUUUCAAUUGCACCAAAGUGUGAUCGUCACUGAUAAAUCAUGUCAUAGUAGAGCUAUACAUAUAAAUAAAUCAU